Aedes aegypti (yellow fever mosquito) is the source of this 789-nucleotide messenger RNA. RefSeq lists its product as uncharacterized. The transcript is spliced from 2 exons. Bases 155 to 607 code for a protein of 150 amino acids. NCBI's taxonomy places the organism in Eukaryota, Metazoa, Arthropoda, Insecta, Diptera, Culicidae. The record is from RefSeq and is a predicted model, not a curated record.
AAGUGACAGCUGCGACGGACAUCGCCGAAAAAAACACGCGAAUGACAGUCGAAUUUCUUUGAUUUCAUAUUACACAACCGCAGGAGGACUAAAUCGUUUCGGAUUUUGUUCCGCGUUUUCAAUUCCGUGUAAACAGCAUCCGUGCGCCGCCGCAAUGACCGACGCCAGCCAGUCCCUCGUGAAGAACCUCGGCCUGAAGCCGCUGACCAAGGAGAACAUCCUGUACUACUACUUUCCGCUGCAGAGUAUGGUCAGCUAUGCAGCUCUCUCGGUGAAUGUUAUGAACCCAUCGAUUGCCAUCAGAUUGCUACCGAAACGGGACGUCACGAACUUCCUGCUGGUGCACACCCUGUUCGGAACGACGCUCUACUUCUACAGCAGGCCGCAUUUGGCAGCGGUUCCGGCCCAGCGCCGCGCAGCCUACAGCAUUUGCGGAGGAGUUCUAUUUAGCUUCGGUUCGGUCCUGGUGUGGGCUGUCCUACGAAGUGCUAUUCCACGGAACCAGGCGUUGGCCACUGCCUUGGGACUGUCGUCCGGUGCACUGCUGGCCAAACUGGCCUACGACUAUCUGGAUAGCAACGAUAAGCAACUUGUGGCCAAGAACUAGGUUGGUGUUGUUCGUGUCUGGCGGAAGGAAGGGUCUGAAAGAAGAAUGUGGCCUAGAACUAGCGACAGCAUGUUCUGAUUGGGAUCACCAUUAUUUUUCAAUAACACCAUUUUGAGAGUUUAUUCAUUCGCAGACUGUUAGGUGGAAUAAAAUUUUCCCGUUUCAAUUGUGUAAUGCUAGAA